AUGCAAGGGUUUCGCUAUCGCCCAGAACUUUUAGAAGGUGUUCCUGAAGAGCUCACCUACACGCUCAAGCAAUAUGAAGACUGGUUCUUGCUCGAGCCUCCAAAAUUGAAAAUGAUCUCCGAUCACUUUGCUCAGGAGCUGGAGAAAGGUCUGACCGUUGAGGGUGGGUCUAUUCCCAUGAACGUCACAUGGAUCAUGAGAUACCCAACAGGACAGGAGAAAGGACGCAUUCUCACAGUUGACCUGGGAGGAACCAAUAUCCGUGUAUGUGACGUCUGUCUUUCCAUAGGAAGGCAAGACUUCGAGCAACGUCAACGGAAAUACAAGCUCCCGGAAGAAGUCAAGACAAGCACAAAAGAAGUUCUGUGGGGGUUUAUUGCGGACCGAAUCGAAUCGUUCCUCAAGGAAAAUCACAUUGAAGCCAGUGCUUCAAAGCCACUACCGCUGGCGUUCACAUUUUCAUUCCCGGUGGAGCAAAAAUCUAUCCGCAGUGGCAUUCUGCAGCGCUGGACCAAAAACUUUAAUGUUCCCGAUGUGGUAGGGCAUGAUGUAGUACCUCAGCUGGAAGAGGAACUUGCAAAGAGGAACGUCCCAGUGAGACUAGUCGCCCUCAUCAACGACACAGCGGGGACCCUUGUCGCAUCACAUUACCGGGAUCCGCAGGUUAAGAUAGGUAGCAUUUUCAGUACUGGUUGCAAUGCAGCGUACAUGGAAGAAUGCCGGUUGAUCCCCAAGUUACGUGGCUCAGGACUACCGGAAGAUGCAACUGUAAUCAUCAAUACCGAGUAUGGUGCCUUUGAUAACGAGCGCAAGGUGCUGCCUUUGACUCCAUUUGACCGCCAACUCGACGCGGAGUCCGCCCAUCCAGGCACGCAAAUUUAUGAGAAAAUGGUGGCUGGCCUAUACAUAGGAGAGAUGCUGCGCUUGGUGAUGUUGGCAAUGCACGAGAAAGGUAUACUCUUCAAGGGCCAAGAUGUAUCGCGUCUUCGGACCGCCAACUCAUUAGAGACAUCGUUUUUAUCUAGUGUCGAGAUGGACAUUUCAGCCGGUCUAGCCGAUAUGAAAGGGGUGUUCAAGGAAAGACUCAAUCUGGACCUCUCGAUGGACGAGUUGAAGGCGUGUCGUCAUCUUAUCGGCCUUAUCGCGAUGCGAGCGGCGCGUCUCUACGCGUGUGGAAUUGCGGCCAUCUGCAAGAAGAAAGGGAUCCGUCAGUGCCACGUUGGGAUCGAUGGCUCAGUGUUCAGUAAAUACAGUAUGUUGAAGGGACGAGCAGUCCAGGGUCUUCGUGAUAUUUUUGAUUGGGAUCCAGAGAGACUGGAUUUGAUUGCUCUAAACUCGGCUGAGGAUGGCUCUGGAGUAGGAGCAGCGUUGGUUGCGAGUUUGUCUCUUGGCCCGGAUGAACUCCCAGAUUGUAACACAGACGAAUAUAUGUAA
Messenger RNA from Penicillium griseofulvum, 1434 nucleotides. RefSeq names its product putative hexokinase (gene hxkB). Gene Ontology annotation, cellular component: mitochondrion; cytosol. Gene Ontology annotation, biological process: glucose 6-phosphate metabolic process; intracellular glucose homeostasis; glycolytic process. The record is from RefSeq and is a predicted model, not a curated record. Gene Ontology annotation, molecular function: D-glucose binding; mannokinase activity; glucokinase activity. The coding region runs from base 1 to 1434 and encodes 477 amino acids. The transcript has 3 exons. NCBI's taxonomy places the organism in Eukaryota, Fungi, Ascomycota, Eurotiomycetes, Eurotiales, Aspergillaceae.